Prunus armeniaca (apricot) is the source of this 255-nucleotide messenger RNA. The record is from the annotation of a GenBank genome assembly. Lineage: Eukaryota; Viridiplantae; Streptophyta; Magnoliopsida; Rosales; Rosaceae.
AUGGCUUCCAAGCUCACCAGCCUCUGCUUCAUAGCCCUCAUCCUCUUCCUCUCAUUAAGCUGCUCCGCGGCUCGGCCGCUGCCUUCAGCUUCUGAUGCCAAUGCAAUGAAAGCUCAAGAUGAGUUGAAGGAUGUUGAAGUAGAAAAGGCCAUGGUGGAGGAAAGCUGUGAGGGAGUUGGGGAAGAAGAGUGCCUAAUGAGAAGAACGCUUGCUGCUCAUAUUGAUUAUAUCUAUACACAGAAGCACAACCCAUAA